CCAUGUUUGUCACCUGGCUACUGAUCUCUGCUACUCUGUUAGGCUUCGUGGCCGCCGACAAUGGUGGAUUCACUUACAAUGGGUUCCACUCUGCCAAUCUGAGCCUAGACGGAUCAGCAGAGAUUACCCCUAAUGGCCUAUUGAAGCUAACAAAAGCCACUCGCUUGCUACAAGGCCACGCCUUCUAUCCCUUCCCAAUAGAUUUCAAGACUUCCCCCAAUGACUCUGUUCUCUCUUUCUCCACAAACUUUGUGUUCGCUAUUGUGCCCGAGGGUCCCAUGUUGAAUGGCCAUGGCAUCACGUUUGCCAUCACGCCGGCGAGGGGCGCUCCCGGUGCACGGCCGAGCAUAUAUCUCGGCCUGUUUAAUGACUCCAACAAUGGUAACGAUACCAAUCACGUCGUGGCGGUGGAGUUCGAUACUCUCCAGAGUAUAGAAUUCAACGAUAUAGAUGAUAACCAUGUGGGGAUCGACGUCAAUGGGCUCACAUCUUUGGUGUCCAAAUCCGCGAGCUAUUAUGACGGCAAAAGUGAUUCCUUUCGGAAUUUGAGUCUUGUGAGUGGAAAACCAACAAAAGUUUGGAUAGAGUAUGAUGGGAAGGCUAAGCAAAUGGAUGUCACAAUUGCUCCCCUGAAUUCUGGCAAGCCAAACCGGCCGAUUUUGUCUUUGCGCCGUGACCUAUCAACGGUCCUACACGAGACAAUGUUUAUUGGUUUCACAUCCUCCACGGGGACGCCGGCUAUUUCGACGCAUUAUAUUCUGGGCUGGAGUUUCACCAUGAAUGGCAGCGCUCAAGAAAUUGACACCUCUAAGCUUCCCAGGCUUCCCCGCAUUGGGCCUAAGAAGAAAUCUAGCCUUCUGGUGAUUGGUAUGCCUAUCAUUUUCACAGUUUCGCUAAUGGUACUUGUUUUGGGAUUGGCUUAUUGUGCAUUGAGGAAAAGGAUGUUCAAAGAGUUGCUUGAGGAUUGGGAGCUCGAGUAUGGGCCUCAUAGGUUCAAGUACAAAGAAUUGUACACCGCAACCAAUGGGUUUUCGGAAAAGGAGGUUUUGGGUGCAGGGGGGUUUGGUAGAGUCUACAAAGGAACACUGCAUAGCUCAAGAAGAGAGAUUGCUGUAAAGAAAGUUUUUCAUGAAACAAGGAAUGGGUUGAGGGCUUUCAUUACUGAAGUUGUUAGUUUGGGGCAACUUUGUCAUAGGAAUUUAGUUCCUCUUCUGGGCUAUUGUAGGCGUAAAGGGGAGUUGCUGUUGGUUUAUGAGUACAUGUCUAAUGGAAGUCUAGACAAGUAUUUGUACGGCGAACCGAAAUGUUCCCUGCCCUGGAGGCAAAGAUUUCAAGUGAUCAAAGGGGUGGCAUCAGCGCUGGUUUAUCUUCAUGAAGAGUGGGAGCAGUUAGUGGUUCAUCGGGAUAUAAAGGCCAGUAAUGUUUUGUUAGAUAGUGAAUGGAACGGAAGGCUAGGAGAUUUCGGGUUAGCCAAAUUGUACGACCAUGGAACAGAUCCUCAAACUACACAUAUAGUCGGAACUCUGGGGUACCUUGCCCCAGAACACAUUAGAACAGGCAAGGGCACAACGUACACAGACGUUUUCGCCUUCGGGGCAUUCUUACUCGAAGUUGCGUGUGGUAGAAGGCCUAUAGAGCCGAAAGGGCCGAGCGAGAAUUUUGUUUUGGUAGAAUGGGUAUUCUCUUGUUGGAACAAAGGUGAAAUUCUAAAUGUUGUUGAUCCUAAGCUGAGGAUGGAUUAUGUUGCGGAAGAAGCUGAGUUGGUUUUAAAGCUUGGGCUAUUGUGUUCUCUAUUGGAACCAACAUUUAGGCCGAGCAUGCGACAAGUUGUGUUGUACUUGGAAGGCUCUAUGGCUCCACCGGAGUUAUCAGCCCUCAAUCUCUCCACGGCAGGACUAACCAUUCCUCAAACUAGCGGCUUUGAUGGUUUUGUUGGGUCAUCAGCUUCGUUUUCUGGGUGCAAGUCAUGCUCAUAUUGUACCUCAGUUGAAAACUCUGUUCUUUCUGGAGGUCGAUGAUUUGAUAGAGUUGUAGUAAACUUUUUUGCUUGUUAGUCUAAAGUCUUGUGGUGUAUUUGAUAAUUUGAUGCAAUCAUUAUACAUCGAUCAUUGUCCACUUUACAAUGUAUGAUAUUAACAAUUUUCUUGAUGUUGUGGUCUAGUGGCACCCGGUGUCCCGGUUUACACUCCCA
Molecule: messenger RNA, 2191 nt
Organism: Ipomoea triloba (trilobed morning glory)
Lineage: Eukaryota; Viridiplantae; Streptophyta; Magnoliopsida; Solanales; Convolvulaceae
Product: L-type lectin-domain containing receptor kinase IV.2-like
Exons: 1
Coding region: 3-2018 (671 amino acids)
Biological process (GO): protein phosphorylation
Cellular component (GO): plasma membrane
Molecular function (GO): carbohydrate binding; protein kinase activity; ATP binding
Source: RefSeq, a predicted model, not a curated record